AUGAACAAGUUAGUGUGGGCACGAUUAUUAACAAUUUAUUUUAUUUUAUUUUCUAAUAGAGCUAUGUCCAUUGCAACAACAACCAAUGCAAAUUAUCCGGCAGUGUUUGCAUUUGGGGACUCAAUUCUUGAUACUGGAAAUAAUAAUAAUCAAUUAUCAGCGACUAAGUGCAAUUUUCCUCCCUAUGGAAAAGAUUUUUAUGGAGGUGUGGCUACUGGAAGAUUCGGAAAUGGCAGAGUUCUAUCUGAUUUGAUAACGGCGGCUAUGGGAGUGAAAGACACAUUGCCAGCAUAUUUAAAUCCAAACUUACAAGCUCAAGACCUUGUUACUGGAGUAUGUUUUGCAUCAGCUGGUUCAGGACUUGACGAUAUGACCGCAAACAUUCAGAAUGUCUUGACAUUGGGCACUCAACUGAAAAAUUUCCAAGAUUACAUAGGAAAGUUGCAAGCAAGUGUUGGUGCAGAUAAAGCGGCUAACAUCAUAUCCAACGCUUUGUAUGUGAUAUCAGCAGGAAACAAUGACGUGGCAAUCACUUAUACUUUUACCGCCUCUACUUUAGUUGGGGCAAGUCAAAGUUUUCUAAAGAGCAUAUAUCAAUUGGGAGCACGACAUGUGUGGGUUCUAAGUACGCUUCCAUUGGGGUGCUUACCUGGAGCUAGAACAACACUUGGAGGGGCAUUAAGGAUAUGUGUAGAUCUUGAGAAUAUGUUAGCACAACAAUUCAAUGGCAUGUUAGCUAGUGGAGUUUCUGAUCUUAAAGCCACUCUUCCCGAUUAUGAUGUUAAAUUCGUUGAUGUCUAUACUCCUAUGCUUCGUCUCAUAAUGAAUCCUUUUGCAUCAGGGUUCAUAAACGUAUGGAAUGGGUGCUGUGGAACUGGGACAUUAGAAAUGGGCCCAACAUGCAAUAUAUUCACUUUUCAAUGUCCAAGUACAUCAACCUACUUUUUUUGGGAUUCUGCUCAUCCUUCAGAGAGAGCUUAUCAACUCACUCUCGCUUCGAUGCUACAAAAUCUAAAUUAUGAUCUUACUAAUUACAAUAUUUCUAAGGCUCUUGGUCACUUGAAUGUAACAAGUCUUAAUUUAAUUUAAUUAAUAAUUUUCAUUUGUAUGAUAUAUUGGACUAUUUAUUUAACCAAAUAAAUUUAAUAAAAUUCAUGAUUGGCUUGCAAUGCUUCUUACUA
Molecule: messenger RNA, 1181 nt
Organism: Cicer arietinum (chickpea)
Lineage: Eukaryota; Viridiplantae; Streptophyta; Magnoliopsida; Fabales; Fabaceae
Source: RefSeq, a predicted model, not a curated record